Physcomitrium patens is the source of this 2191-nucleotide messenger RNA. Lineage: Eukaryota; Viridiplantae; Streptophyta; Bryopsida; Funariales; Funariaceae. The record is from RefSeq and is a predicted model, not a curated record.
CACUUGAAAGGCUAUCCUCUCUUUUUCCCUUGACCACUCUUCUCGCUUCCUCUUGCACCUCAAUUUCAUCACAAUUUGGUUGCCUGCGUGUUUCGUUCACUAUUGCUAGUUUAGUUGCCUUCCUUCCAGUGCGUGGAGCGAAUGCCGUGAACCAAUGCUGCACUGGUAGUGAAUCUCCCAUUGAGCUCUAGUGAUUUCUAAUUACCGCUGGCAUUGGUUUGCGAUUCUUGGGGUGUGGGUUUGAGAAGAAGCUGAGCAAGCUGCUACGUGACCAGCUUCGCUUGUGUCCUGGUGAUUGAUUUUGGUUUGUUGCGGCGUUUGGAAGAGAGGAGGUUGUGUAAAGUGAAUUGGGCAGAAUUCAAAUGACAAGCAUAGGGACUGCUUCCUCUCUCGCAAGAGGUAAUCUUGUGCGGCGAAUUAAUAACAUUCCUCACCUUUGCUUCCAUCCCCUGCUACAUGUGGGAUCCCUUCCUGUUACUGCUAGAUAUCCUGUUAGUUUCUUAGAGCCUGAAUUCCAUGGAAAAGUCUCUCAAAGAAGAUGUAGUAUUGCUGCAACGAAUACGAACUCAAAUUCCUUCGCCAAUUGCCACUGUAGCUCGACCAAUGGCGCACUAUGUAAGCUCAGAUUUGGCUUGAGGAGCGGGGGUGGAAGACGGCAUGGAAUUAGGGUUCCCAAAUCAACGGAGGACGGAGGAGGGGAGAAAGGGGGCGGAAACUCCUCCUCUGCUACGACGGAGGAGUCAGAGAAAGAUCCCAACUCCUCUGAUUCGUCUUCUUCUCCUUCAACAUCUCCAGCAGAUGACGUGCCCAAAAAAGAUGGCGCGCAACUUGAUGCCUUCAAAUUACUGGAGCUCUCUGGCCUUGAGAAAGUAGAUCCAGAAGACGUGAAACUUUUUAAGGAGAAGUUGUGUGGCUACACAACAUAUUGGGUGACUGGGCAAGAGCCUUUUGGAAAUUUAGGCCAAGGCGUGCUUCUUCUAGGAAAUCUGAGAGGGAAUCGAGAGGAAGUUUUUGCAAAAUUGAGCAAUGGCGUGCGGGAGUUGUUUGACUCAAAGUAUGAUCUGUUCAUGGUGGAGGAACCAAAUGCUGAGCAACAAGAUCCCAGAGGUGGACCCAGGGUUAGCUUUGUCUUGCUCAGGAAAGAGGUCUCAGAUCCAGGCGCGACCUCAUUCUGGCAGUACGUUGUAGCUGUGACAUUGUUCGCUCUCACUGCAGGUUCCUGCCUUGAGCUUGGUAUUUCAUCGCAGAUAUCGAAGCUUCCACCAGAUGUCUUGCAAUACUUCUCGAAUCCAGAUUCGAUAGAACCUCCCGAUUUUCAGCUAUUGGUUCCAUUUGUAGACUCUGCGCUUCCUCUCGCAUAUGGAGUUUUUGGGGUUCAGCUCUUCCAUGAGGUGGGACACUGGCUAGCAGCAGCACCCAGAAGAGUGAAGCUGAGCAUUCCCUAUUUUGUUCCCAAUAUCACCUUAGGCAGUUUUGGUGCAAUCACUCAGUUCAAAUCUAUAUUGCCCGACAGGAUGGCAAAAUUCGACAUCUCUUUAGCAGGCCCUUUGGCAGGGGGACUUCUGUCGCUUUCAAUGUUGAGUGUAGGACUAUGGUUAUCGGUGGGCUCUGAGGCCACUGAUGAGCUUGUACAGGUGCCCAGCGUGUUGUUUCGAGGUUCUCUUCUAUUGGGAUCUGCUACCCGAGCAGUCCUGGGCGACAAUGCCAUGCGUGCUGCAGUAGUUCCCAUUCAUCCACUGGUAAUCGCGGGCUGGUGUGGGUUGACUACGACCACCUUCAAUUUGUUGCCAGUAGGAUCCCUUGACGGCGGGCGUGCUAUGCAGGCCGCAUUUGGAAAAAUGCCUUUAAGAAUUUCUGGCUUCUUUUCCUAUUUGCUGCUCGGUCUUGGAUUGCUUGGAGGAGAUCUGUCAUUGCCGUGGGGUUUAUAUAUACUUAUUCUUCAGAGAGAUCAAGAGAAACCCUGCUUAAAUGAUGUCACUGAAGUUGGUACUGUUAGGAAAGUAGGCCUCUCGUUAGCGUUACUACUUGCUUUGGGCGUGUUAUUGCCCCUUUGGGAUGGGAUUGUAGAGGAAGCCAGCACCUCACUUUUUUGAAUAUAAGUGUUCACAUCUCCCAAUAGUAUCUAUGAUUUUGUUUAACUUAUUAUUCAAUUUUACAUGAAAGGUACAUACAGUAAUGUUUCAUGGGUUAA